Messenger RNA from Suillus plorans, 385 nucleotides. RefSeq lists its product as uncharacterized. Lineage: Eukaryota; Fungi; Basidiomycota; Agaricomycetes; Boletales; Suillaceae. The record is from RefSeq and is a predicted model, not a curated record. The coding region runs from base 170 to 349 and encodes 59 amino acids. The transcript has a single exon.
CUGGAAAGUCGGACACUCGCUGAACGAUGAAGGACAGCGGGUCUUAAGAUCCUGCAUCGUAUGAAUCAGUCACUCGUCAGAUGAAGCACUUGUGAACUUGUCUCCGCACCAAAUCCCAAUAAUCGAAGACUCCGUAGAGCUCAAAUUCACCUAUCACAACUCCAAGAAAAUGUGUCACAUCACUCGAACGCAAGUGCCAGUUCCUCCAGGGUUCGUGAUCACUGCACAUAAGUCGCAAGGACAGACACUCGAGAAAAUAAUGAUGGAUCUUGGCUCCAAAUGGUGUCGAGGCGCCGAAAAGCCAUAUGUAAUGGUGUCUCGUAAUCUGUACGAUACUACGUGUCUAUAACACCAAUUGAUUCACAUUAUGACUCGAAAAAGCGAC